Seminavis robusta is the source of this 2284-nucleotide messenger RNA. Lineage: Eukaryota; Bacillariophyta; Bacillariophyceae; Naviculales; Naviculaceae. The record is from the annotation of a GenBank genome assembly.
GUCAAUUACAUAAGUACUCAGAAAUGGGAUUGUGCACCCUUGUGUGGUACGGUACGUUCUGGACGCUGUUCCACGUUCUUGACCGCGUUUGAUGGCGAGUGUCUGUCAUUUUGCAUUGGCUGGUGGUGAUGGCUGUAUCGAAGGCCCCUUCCAUUUUGUUUGUAGUGCCACCUGAUUAGAAGUAAAACUGACAAGAGGUCCACAAUACAAGAGGCAAGAGGAGAUUCCUUCCUACGGUACUAGAUAAAAGCAACAGCAAGAAGAAGGCAUCCAAUCAAUUCAUCGACGAUGACACGUUUUUCGAGAAAAGACGGCAGCAACCCUGGGCUUCGCUACGUGUGGUUGAUCAUGACCGGUCUAUUCUGUGGUCUGACAACAUCCAUUGUCUACAAUCGUAUGUACCACUCCUAUGAAGUCUCACAAAGCUUGAUGGUGGUUUCCAUUGACACCAUGAACGUGGUGACUCCUCCACAAGAACAUCACCUGCAGCAUUUGCAAAAACUACAAACAGAACAACUGGAGAAGCAGAUAAAAAGUCAGAAACAGAGAGAAGUGAUAAAAGAGCAGGAUGUUUCAGUCGAAGUGGCGCCAGCACAAAAGCCGAAAAAGAAAAAGAAACACACAAAAAAGAAACAAGAGCGACAAGAGGUCGUCCUGAAAAACCUACAAUCGACUACUGCUCUGACUACACCAGCCAAAACUCAAUCUACUGCUACGAUAAAACCACAAGUGCAACAACGACAGCAACAUGGAGAAGAAGACCAACACAGUGAUGUUGUCACGACAGGUCCCAAACAAAUCCAGCCCGCCAAACUGUCGCCAGAGGAUCAAAAACUAAAGGCCGCAGUUGUGCGACAAUUGGAAGAAUCCGAAGUCUCCUCCAGCGACCACCCUCAUGCCCAUACAGUUUACUUUUUGAAUCAAACUCAAGUCACGCAAAAAGACUCCUUCAGUGCUAGUUGGAUAAUGGCCAAGAAAGAUUUCCUCGACAUGAAUCUGGAUCCUGUCAAAAUGUGUGAAGAUGCCGCCUUCAAAGCAUGGAAUACUCGCCGCCACAAAUUGCGCAUGCCAUUGGAUUAUUUUGAUUGGUCUGUGGAGCACUUGUCUAAAUGGUGGAAGGUACUGGAUUAUGAUUACAGGGAAGCACCUGUCUGGAAUUCGGUGAUUGGAAAAUUGGCCCAGUAUAUUGAGAAUGGUGCCACUGACUAUCCCACCACCUCGGAUCCACCAGUCUUUUCGGAAACCAUUGCCACGAUUGCCUUUCAACCAUACAAGGCACCUGGGAAUCCCAAACGAAAAAAGGACGAACAACACACCCGUGCCUACAAUUUGACCAUUGUGUCUCUAGCAGCGACCAUUGAAUCCUUGCGCCGUGCGGAAAUGGGCCGUGUUGUGGUGGUGGGAUCAGAAUCCAACCAUUACAAUUACACCAUGGAUGCUCUGCACUAUAUGCAACAACACUUGCACAUUCCACACUCUUCUCCUCAUAGUGCUGGACAUUUGGAAGUGGCCUAUGUGUCCUUUGACAAGGCAUCUGCCAAAACCAAAAUCAUGAAACGCAACAUGCCACGAGCUUGUUUGGUAGGUGCUCGCAAGGCAUUUUUGGCAGCAGAUGCAACCACCAAAACAGAGGAGGACACACAACACUUGAACGACUGGUUUGGAACGACAAGAGACCCAUCACAUUGGAAGUAUCUCUAUUUGACUGAACCUGAUUCCAUUUUGACCACUCGUGCCACGUCCUUGCCACAAAUCAAGGAAGAAAUGGAUCUCCGGGGUGGCAUUAUUGCUCCCAUGCGGUUACAACCCAUCCCACAUGAAUCGGAUGUUGGAGAAGGAUUCCAGUAUGGGGAUCGAUAUUUGCAUGAAAAUGAAGGCUUCCAAGUCAUGGAAUUGGACCACUAUGAACAACAUCAUGAUGUCUGUUGUGAUCAUUACCAAGGGCAGGAUAUACGGCCAGGGUUGAGUGAUUUUCUGGGAUGUGGACAUCGCAAGUGGUUCCUUUGUGGACUUGAUCAAAAGUAUCGAGAGGUCCAAGAUCCUCAUGAACGAUUACGGCCCUAUCAACUCUUUCGUCUCAAACGAGGGACAGGCAUCACCACCAUUGCAGGCAACCUCUUCGCACGGCGGUGCUUUCCAGGACAAGCGUCCGUAUGCAAGCCUCCACAUGUGCAUGCAUAGAUUGCUAGAGGACACGACCGGGGAGAAUGAGGAUAUGGAGCGAGGAUUCGAAUUGAAUGCCGACUUUUAAAGCUAGUUAGAACAAUGAUUUUUAGAUUUCGUC